Phlebotomus argentipes is the source of this 710-nucleotide messenger RNA. Its product is annotated as succinate dehydrogenase cytochrome b560 subunit, mitochondrial-like. Gene Ontology annotation, biological process: tricarboxylic acid cycle; mitochondrial electron transport, succinate to ubiquinone. The transcript has 2 exons. Lineage: Eukaryota; Metazoa; Arthropoda; Insecta; Diptera; Psychodidae. Gene Ontology annotation, cellular component: membrane. The record is from RefSeq and is a predicted model, not a curated record. Gene Ontology annotation, molecular function: succinate dehydrogenase activity; electron transfer activity. Bases 113 to 643 code for a protein of 176 amino acids.
GAGCGCGCCCAGCGCCAAAGUGUCCGCGAGUGGUGGGAAAGACGAAGCUGACAGAGUGUGUGGCCGAAGGAGAAUCAAAACAUCCUCGAAAAAUUGAGAAAAUCGCCCAGAAAUGGCUCUUCAUCUCACCAGGGCACUGUGUGGCCGCUCUCUGACCCUCCAGCUCACUCCCGGACGCCUGGGCAGCCCCAUGAUCGCCGCUCGGAGCAUCGUGCUGAAGUCAGAGGCGCCCAAGGUAGAGACGAUGGAGAAUCACGAUGAGAGGAACAGCAAAUUGGGGCGUCCUCUGUCGCCCCACAUCACCAUCUACAAGUUCGAGCUGCCGGCCAAUCUCUCCAUCACGCACAGGAUCACCGGCAUGGCGUUGGCCACGUACAUGGCGGCCUUCGGGAUUGGCGCGCUCGUGUGCCCCCACGACUUCUCCUACUACGUCGACGUAGUAGAAUCCUGGAAGCUGAGCGCUCCCACGCUGAUCGCAGCCAAGUUCGUCCUGGCCUAUCCUUUCACGUACCACCUGGCCAACGGGAUGCGCCACUUGCUGUGGGACACUGGCAAGGGCCUGAAGAUGAAGGAAGUCUACACCACGGGCUACACGAUGCUGGCCGUCUCUGUGGCCCUCGCGGCCAUCCUGGCGGCGAUGUGAAUGCAAAUUGCGAAUUCUGUUGUAUAAUUUAUUCACUGGCGUGAGAAAACAUAAAUUUCCUAUAGUA